Molecule: messenger RNA, 846 nt
Organism: Vitrella brassicaformis
Lineage: Eukaryota; Vitrellaceae
Source: the annotation of a GenBank genome assembly
CACACACAUGGUGGGUCAUCUCCCACCCAAAUCUGUUGUCAUCUCAUGCAGCAACGCAUCCGCCUCCUGUCUCACUCUUGCAAGCUCCUCCAUGUUCUCUCUCGUUUGCGCCUGUCUCGCCUCUAUCCUCUGCUGCAUCUCCUCAGCCCUCCUCUGCAGCUUCGUUGCCGACUGCUCAAGUGCUGCGUGUCUCUCCGCCAUGCUUGUCCGCUCUUUCGUCUGGAUGACGUCCUGUGCAUGGAGGCUGGCUGCUUCCGCGAGGGUUCUCUCCUGUUGUCUCAUGUAAGCUCCCAAGCUGCCCCUCGCACCGAUGUGCUGCAGCUCCCUUGUUCUCUCCAACACGUGGGCGAUAUUCUCUCGCCAUCUCUCUCGGCACUCUUGCAGGUUGUUCCGAUGUCUCGCAGCCUCGAUGAGCAGCCACGCGGCCUCGGAUGUGACUGUUUCGAUGCCCAGAUGUUGACCGUCUUUGCCCGGAACCCUUGCGGAGAGAUCUCUUGUGUGUGGCGGCGCUGCCUUCUGAGUGGAAGCCAGCACGAAGGGCGACGUGGCAAGGGCCGCCACAGACGGAUAACUGCACCUCUGAAGGUCCUGCACAUGAAAGCAAGCGGCACAAAUGAGUGGACGUGAUGACCACCCCAUGGUGCCCCUGUGUCAGUGUCUGCCUACCCGCACACAUCGGCUAAGCGUCCGGCAGGUGUCGUACGUCUUGACGCUGGCAGCCCGACAAAGGGAGAAUUCGUUGUUGAGAGAGUGGAUGUGGCCCUUCCACCGCCGCAAGAGAACAUCGGCAUCCGCCUCAGAUCGCGGAAUAGGGGCUCUGUUGGUGUCCAUCGAUAUCUGUCUGGG